Thrips palmi is the source of this 4565-nucleotide messenger RNA. Its product is annotated as putative zinc finger protein 840. Gene Ontology annotation, molecular function: zinc ion binding. The record is from RefSeq and is a predicted model, not a curated record. The transcript has 9 exons. Lineage: Eukaryota; Metazoa; Arthropoda; Insecta; Thysanoptera; Thripidae. Bases 79 to 3777 code for a protein of 1232 amino acids.
AGUACUAACCAGUACGAGCUAUAGAAUUUUGUUUUUUGUUUAUAACCGUGGUUACCCACCCUCUCUGAUCAAAAUACUAUGAUUUUAGUAUCUUACAUUGAUAUUUUAGAUUUUGUUGGUGGCGAUAGGCUUUGCCUCAUCGAAGGAGAAGAAAUCUUCAAUGAUAAUAAAGUUGCGAACGUCGAAGUGCUGUGCAGAUCUGCUGGAGAAUGCUAUGAUGUUUCAGCAACCUGCCAAGACACUUCACAUUCCAAAAAUGUUACUGUUUGUAUUAAAAUUGACGAAAACAAGAAGAAAAGUUUUCUAUCGAAUUGUACCUGUGUCCGUAGUGGAUUAGGAAAAUGCGGACAUGUUGCUGCUAUUCUCAUUUAUCUGCACAGAAACCCCCUUAGCUGCUCAAAUGACAGUGAUGCAGCCCAAUUGCCUCCAAAGUCUCAAUUUGAGUUGAAAAAUUCUGAAAGAAAAAUUGACAAUAAUUCAUUGAAGGAAGAUCAUAUUGGGAAAAGGCCAGAGGAGCAAUAUUGCAGAAAAUUGAGGAAUAAGCGUCCUAUAGCUGCUGUUGGAACAACAAGUCGUGGUGAGACCAAAUCUAAAUCUGUGAUUAACAAGACAACUAACCUUGACAAUGUCAAGGCUAUCGAAGAUGUUGAUGACCCUACCUGGGUCAAGGAAAGUGACGGAGAGGAUGAUGAGGCCAUUGAUUUUUCACCUUCAUCUGAUGACGAUUGGAAGCCUUCGCCUGAGAAAAAACGUCAAAAAAGGAAGAUUUCUUUAUGUUCCUCAAAGGAUCCUAAAGGUGUCUCAAAAGCUCGGGAAAAGAAACAUCACAUGACUAUACUAAAAGAAGACCAGGAAGCAAGAGAACUCUCAUCUUCUGCAUUUCAAGGAUGCGAAGGAGAGGAGCAGAAAGAAGAUGAAGACAAAGCGGAUGAUACUUCAACAAGAACAGAAUCCCAGAAGAAAAGCCUGGCAGUUUCAGCACCAUUCGAAGAGGAAGAGGAGGAAGACAGCAAUCUGACAAUGGAACCAUUGCAGUGUCUUCUGUGUGAAGUGGCUACUGGCACUAGACAGGAAAUGCAUGGCCACUACAUACUGGCACAUCGCACCAAAAACAGAGACACAGUAGUUGUGUGUGAUCGAUGUGGGGAUUUCCGACUGCCAAGGGACCACAUCUGCCCGUCGCAGCAGUCGUUCCGGUGCCGCAUGUGCCGAGUCUCGUUCCAGUCGGGCCGCUUCUACUGGAACCACCUGAUCCGCGUCUCCAAGACGCACACUGCGCGCCUGGAGAGGGGCGAGCAGGGCGCACAGGGCGCGCAGGGCGCGCAGGGCGGACUGCCUCGCUGGCGCUGCGGCUGGUCGCGGUGUGCCGAGCGCUUCCCGACCGAGGAGGAGCUCAUGAUCCACGUCCGCCUGCACCUGCCCCAGCCCGUGGCCCACAUGUGCACCGUCUGCAACCUGCUGCUGCCAAACGCGGACGCCAAGGUGCUCCACCUGGCCAAGCACGACUCGAGCGUGUACGAGUGCGCGGCCUGCGCGCACGCGUGUGCCGACAAGGAGGCCUUGCGCCAGCACUGGCAAGUGCACGCCAACGAGCGGCCGCACCUCUGCGACCAGUGCGGGUGGCGCUUCGUCAGCGAAGACCUGCUGCAGGUCCACGCGCGCAAGGUGCACGAGGGCGGCCCCUUCUCGUGCAACAAGUGCCCCACGACCUUCAACGACCGCACGGACUUGCGCGUGCACUUCGGCGCGGCGCACGGCAAGGUGCGCUGCUGGCAGUCGUCCUGCACGUUCCGGUGCACCAGGAAGGCGUCGCUGCAGCGCCACGAGAGGCAGGUGCACCGGGCGCACGCCAAUGCAGCCGAGGACGACGUCGACGUCGACUUCAACGUGGACGACCCGCCGCCGCCCCCGGAGACGGUGUUGGCGGAUGCCAGCGGCGACGACAGCUCGCUGACGUGCCCCGUUCCGGCGUGCGGGGCGAGCUUCGCCAAGCGCGGCAAGCUGCGCGACCACGUCCGCGACGUCCACGACGGCGCCCCUGUCAUCUGCCCCGAGUGCAACAAGGCCUUCCGGACGCGGCGCGCGCUCGACGAGCACGUGCGCGUGCACACGGGGGAGCGGCCCUUCGUCUGCGCCGAGUGCGGCAUGUCCUUCAAACGCGUCCAGAACCUGGAGUACCACAUCAAGGGCGCGCACAAGAACGAGCGCAACUUCUCGUGCCCCGAGUGCGACAAGCGGUACAUCUCCAACGCCGACAUGCAGCGACACCUGCGCUACAGCCACCAGGACAGCAGGAAGUGGCACCUGUGCACGGAAUGCGGCCACAAGGCGCCCAGCCUGUUCAACCUCAAGCAGCACGUCCAGAGCAAGCACACGGGGGAGCGGCCGCACAAGUGCUACAUCUGCCAGGCGGGCUUCGUCGCCAAAUCGGACCUCACGAAGCACAUCAUGUACAAGCACGACAAGCAGCAGCCGUUCCCGUGCCCGGACUGCGAUCGGCGGUACCAGCGGCGCCGCGACCUGCAGCUACACCAGCAGCGCCACCACGCCACUGGUCACACCUGCCCCGAGUGCGGCAAGGCCUUCGACUCGUACGCGUCCAUGAUGCAGCACGCGCGCUACCACACCAACGAGGAGGCGUUCCAGUGCGCCGCGUGCGGCCGCCGCUUCCCGCACCGCAUGAACCUGAGCCGCCACCUGUGCACGCCCGACAUCAAGAAGAACUUCCGCUGUAAGACGUGCGGGCUGACCUUCACCACCAGCGGCAGCCUCAAGUCGCACCGCCGGCGGCUGCACCCCACCGAGUACGCCGCUGACCUCGCCGAGCCCACAGCCAAGCAGGCCAAACAGGAUCAACAGAACCAGGAUCAAGAACACCAGGAUCAAGAGCACCAGGAUCAAGAACAUCAGGAUCGAGAACAGCAACAGCAGCAGGAGUCGCAGACGGUGGAGCAGCCCUCAGAAGACCAGCAGCCGCCGCCGCCACCCUCAGAAGAGCCACCCCCGGAGCAGCCACAGCCGGUGGCGCAGACGCCGCAGACCUCAUCACCCCAGUACCUGCCGCCGCCGGCUGCCCAGUCCCCCGUCAUACAUCACGCCUCGCUCAACCAACAGCCGCAUCAGCAGCCACCGCAGCAGCCGCAGACACCGCAGCCCGUGACGCAGUUGGCGGCGCACGAAGCGGCGCAGCAAAGCCGGCAACACGUGGUCGUACAUCAACCGCGACAUCACCAGGAGGAGCAACAGCACGCGGACCAGCAGCCCCAGCAGCACGCCGCGCUGGGGGAGGCGCACGGCGCGUGGGUGAUGCAGCCCGCCGGGGCCGCGACGGCCACGACGGCCGCGCUGACGCAGGACGACGCUAUCCUCACGCUGACGACCUGCCCGACGUACCACGACCCGGAGAGCGCGCCGCCGCCCCUCGUGCUGCAGCCGCUGCAGCAGAGCAACGUGCUGCGGUACUCGGCGCUGCCGACGGACGUGCCGCUGGUCGUGAAGGCGCCGCCGCCGCUCGUGUCGCUGCAGGUCAAGGCCGACCAGCAGCAGGUGAUGUACGCGCAGCCCGCGGUGCCCACCGGGACUCUCGUGUCCGCCGCCCCCACCGUCAAGCUGGUCUCGGUGAGCCAGAGCCAGCCGCCGCCACUGGCGUCGCUGUCCUCGUCGGGGCAGAUCCUGGGCGCGCCCAUCCAGAGCACGGCGGACGGCUCCAUCCACCUCGUGUUCGUCCCGGCCCCGACCGUGCCGGCCGUCCCCGCCGUCCCCGCGCACACCAAGUAGGCCAAGUAGUGCGGGACCUUGCCGCAGGUGGGGAUAAUCCUGCGGGCCGCCUGGGGCCGCGCACCCAGCACUUGGACUCUUUGCCCUCCCCCUUUUUUCACUAUCCGAUUCGGCCCUUUUAUCCCCGCCACUGCAGGACAGGGCCGCCGUUUCUUGUUGAUCUUGGCUCGGCGCCGCUCUGCCGCUCCGCGCGGCCAGCGAAUAUAAGGUGGCGGACAAAAAGGCUCUCAGAGUCGAGUGGAGUGCUGGAACCCUUGGUUACCAUAGCCUCAUCGGUUUAAUUCAAACGUUUUAUCAAUUUUGAAACAAAAAAAAAUGAAAUGAGAAUUUUUACAAAACCGUGUGAAGUACGUAGAUAUGAAAUUUGUUUUUGCUCUGUGUUGUUGGUACCUUUCAACUUGAUUAGUCAUUAGUUAAUACCUGUAAUGUUGAAUUUUGAACGUUCAUCUCUUUAAAUUUGUGAUUUCUUGGAGUGAUCUUUACACGAUCCUUGCCCACGAGUAACUGAUCAACUCCCCCAGUAUCACAUAUGUCUGUGACUUAUUUAUUUGUUGUUGUUUUUUUAUUGUUGGCUGACGAGUCGUGUAAUGUAUGUAAUUUAUACAUAGAAUAAAUACAUCUCUUUAAAUUUGUGAUCUCUUGGAGUGAUCUUUACACAAUCCUUGCCCACGUGUAACUGAUCAACUCCCCUAGUGUCACAUGUGUCUGUGACUUAUUUAUUUGUUGUUUUGUCUUUAAUUGUUGGCUGACGAGUCGUGUAAUGUAUGUAAUUUAUACAUAGAAUAAAU